GAAUUUUCAUCUGGCAAAACUGAAUGUUUCAGUGGACACUGUUUAAGAUCAAUGAGAAAAAACCUGCCGACUUGUUCAGACUCUAGCUUUGAAAAAAGCAUGGAAAUACUAAGUGAAAAUGUCAGUCGAAGACGCUUUACGAGGCAGUUGGCAAAGCUGAAAUCAGACCAAAAAAAAGAAGAAUAUAAAGAAGUCACCAGAACAUUGAAGACCAGCACUGAUACGAAGGCUGCGGAACAAGUCCAUGAAGAAAAUGGGAAUUUGGAGGUCCGACAAAGCUGCAGACUUCAACAAAGUCAUUACACCACUGCAAAUGAAUCCGUUUUGUUUGACAAACUUAUAACAAAUACUGCAGAAGCAGUCUUGCAAAAAAUGGAUGACAUGGAGAAGAUGCGUAGACGGCGAAUGAUGGAAGACCUUGGGGUGUUCCACGAUGCAGAAGAAAACCUCAAUAUGUACUCCCAAGGAAAGAAAGAAAUACAGAGAGCUGAUGAAGAAAUAGCUGAUAAUCAAGUUUCAUCAGAAGAAAGUGAAGAGAAAGAAGAUGAUGGUGAAGACACUCGAAAGCGUUACGACUUUCGACAAAGGAAAACUGUUGAGCGCUAUCAGGCUCCACUGGCAAAACCAAGACAACGUAAGAUAGAUUUUUCAGGCCGGUCUUCACCUGUCAGACAGAGAUACUCAUUUAGAAGUGCUGAGUCAGACAGCUCUUCCCACAACAGUGAUUCCACAUCCUCUUCCUCAUCUGAUGAUGAAGAGCCUUUUGAGAGGCAUAGGAAGCACAGCCAUAACAGAGAUUUAAGCAGGUGUCUUCCGCUAAACUUUCGGAAAAAUGAGUUGAAGGGAAUUCACAAGGAUCGGAUGAAAAUUGGAGCAAGUCUGGCUGAUGUUGAUCCAAUGCAAAUAGAUCGUUCAGUACGAUUUGAUGGUGUGGGUGGUCUUUCUGACCACAUUUCAGCUUUAAAGGAGAUGGUUGUUUUUCCAUUGCUUUACCCAGAAGUCUUUGAGAGAUUCAAAAUUCAACCUCCAAGAGGCUGUCUAUUCUAUGGUCCACCAGGGACUGGAAAGACACUGGUUGCUCGUGCACUUGCUAAUGAAUGUAGCCAAGGUGACAGGAGAAUAGCCUUUUUUAUGAGAAAAGGUGCUGACUGCCUGAGUAAAUGGGUGGGGGAGUCUGAACGACAGCUUCGCUUAUUAUUUGAUCAGGCCUACCAGAUGCGACCUUCAAUUAUUUUCUUUGAUGAAAUAGAUGGUCUUGCUCCUGUGCGGUCCAGUAAACAAGAUCAAAUCCAUAGCUCUAUUGUGUCAACACUUCUGGCACUGAUGGAUGGCUUAGACAGCAGAGGUGAGAUCGUGGUGAUCGGGGCCACCAACAGGCUGGAUUCCAUAGAUCCUGCUUUACGAAGACCCGGGCGCUUUGAUCGAGAGUUCCUCUUCAGCUUGCCAAAUAGAGAGGCUAGGAAAGAGAUUUUCAAGAUUCACACACGAGACUGGACCCCUAAGCCACUGGACACGUUUCUUGAAGAGCUAGCUGAAAAAUGUGUUGGCUACUGUGGUGCUGAUAUUAAAUCCCUAUGUGCUGAAGCUGCCCUCAGUGCUUUGCGCCGCCGCUAUCCUCAGAUAUACGGAAGCAGUGAGAAGCUGCAGUUAGAUAUCGCUUCUAUUAAAAUAACAGCCGAGGAUUUUGUCCUGGCUAUGCAGAAGACUGUUCCAGCUUCGCAGAGGGCGGUGGCUUCACCUGGGCGAGCGCUAUCCCCUGUUUUAAAACCACUGCUUGAAAACACACUAGCAAGAAUCUUACAAGCUUUGCAGAGAGUGUUUCCCCAUGCAGAGCUUGCACUAAAGAAGGACCAACAGCAAGACAGUUUAAAUCAUAUUUUAAGACAUGGUGUGAUUGACAGUGAUGAGAAAGCACCAUCAAUCUUUGAAGAUAAGCCAACUGGUAAAAUGCCUGGUAGAAAAAAUGAAAACUUUCUCAAUUUUACCAGAAAUGCUUAUUACCAGCCAACAUCCUGCAGGCCACGGUUCCUACUAGUUGGAGAGCCAGGAUAUGGACAAGCUUCUCAUUUAGCACCUGCAGUAAUACAUGCCCUGGAAAAGUUUCCAGUUUAUCUAAUAGACCUCUCCAUUUUGUUUGUUAGUGUCACAUCACCAGAAGAAACAUGUGCACAGUUAAUGCGAGAAGCUCAAAGAACAGCACCAAGUAUAAUUUAUAUCCCACAUAUCCAUUUGUGGUGGGAGGCUGUUGGAGCUACAUUGAAAGCUACUUUUACUACACUACUGCAGAAUAUUCCAGCAUUUGCUCCAGUUUUGCUGCUUGCAACAUCUGAUGUGUGUCAUGCAGAUCUCCCAAAAGAGAUAAAAGAAUUGUUUAUUAAUGAUUAUGAAGUUUUCAAAAUCCAGUUGCCUAGUAAGGAAGAAAGAAAAAUGUUUUUUGAGGACUUAGUUGUAAAUCAAGCUGCUAAAUGUCCCGUGUCAAAAAACAGCGCAGCUUGGCGGCCGUUGGAAGUACUGCCUGUGGCACCGCCGCCUGAGCCUCGGCAGCUGACAGAGGAAGAAAUAAGGCGGCUAGAGAAGCAGGAGGAGGAUACGUUGCGUGAACUUAGGAUUUUCUUAAGGGAUGUGACUCACAGACUUGCUGUUGACAGACGUUUCAGAGCAUUUACAAAGCCUGUUGACCCAGAGGAGGUACCUGAUUAUGGCACAGUUAUUAAACAGCCCAUGGACCUUUCUGCAGUUCUCUCAAAGAUUGACUUGCACCAGUACCUAACUGCAGGAGAUUUUCUAAAAGACAUUGAUUUAAUCUGUAGCAAUGCUUUAGAGUACAACCCAGAUAAAGAUCCUGGAGAUCGUCUCAUUAGGCACAGAGCUUGUGCUCUGAGGGAUACUGCGUAUGCCAUAGUCAGGGAAGAAAUGGAUGAAAAUUUUGAACAAUGCUGCGAAGAAAUCCAAGCAUCUCGCAAGGAGAGAGGUUGUAGCCCUUCAAAAUACGCUCCAUCGUACUACCACGUAAUGCCAAAGCAGAGCUCCGCUCCUGGGAGUAAGAAAACAGAUGUAAAGUGUAAUGAAAAAACGAAGAUGCCAGCAGCGCCUCUAGAUUCCAGUACACCCCGCCAUAAAG
Molecule: messenger RNA, 3121 nt
Organism: Merops nubicus (carmine bee-eater)
Lineage: Eukaryota; Metazoa; Chordata; Aves; Coraciiformes; Meropidae
Gene: ATAD2
Product: ATPase family, AAA domain containing 2
Exons: 23
Biological process (GO): positive regulation of transcription by RNA polymerase II
Cellular component (GO): nucleus
Molecular function (GO): histone binding; ATP binding; chromatin binding
Source: RefSeq, a predicted model, not a curated record